This is a messenger RNA of Linum trigynum, 3088 nucleotides long. The record is from the annotation of a GenBank genome assembly. Lineage: Eukaryota; Viridiplantae; Streptophyta; Magnoliopsida; Malpighiales; Linaceae.
AAUUACCCAUUGCCAAUUAUGUCCUUUUUUUUUGUAGCAAUUGCCAAUUAUGUCUUGUAGUGAUUUACAAUUUUUUUCCAUUUGCAUACAAUAUUAUGUUGAUAAACCUUACAUUAAAUAAUAGAUAAAUCAAAUAAUAGCUAAUCAAAGCUCGAAUUCGAAAUAACAAGAGCAUUUAAUUGUGAAAAAAUGGUAGUAUAAAGUAAAAUUUAUACAAUAACUUGAUUGAAGCAUGUAAUCAAAUUAUUAAUAUAUAAUUAUGAGUAAAAUAGGGAGAAUAAAAAUUAGGUGGGAAAAUGGAAAUAAAACAUGGUAGUCAGUCAAUUGGGCAAUUUUUCCAGUACGUCACCAGCCAGCACUGUCUCAGAGACUCUCACAGGGCAACCAGAGGCCAUUCCCUCUCUCUCUCUCUCGUUUAGGAAGAGCUUCCUAAACCAAAAACCCUUAGGAAGAGCGUCCGAUUUCUACAGGGAAAUUCUCCGGAUUUUCCGAGGCCGAAAAGGAAUAUUCAGCCAUGUCGCAGCUGGGAAGUGUACAAGGCAGCGGAGAAGGCAGCAUAUUUGUCGCCGGCGGCGGCGGGGGCCCGGACUUCGACUUGCCGGACAAUAUUCUGGCUGUUAUACCGGCCGACCCUUACGACCAGUUGGAUCUGGCGCGAAAGAUCACUUCCAUGGCAAUCGCUUCCCGCGUGUCGAACCUGGAAGCGGAGGUGGGAAGGAUGAAGCAGAAGAUGUACGAGAAGGAUCGAAUUGCUUACGAGCUCGAAGAGAAAGCGUCUCGAAUGCAGCGGGCGUACCGGGAGGCAGAGUCGAGGCUGAAGAUCACCCUUGACGAGAAUAUUAAACUUGCUAAGGAAAGGGAUUCGUUGGCUGCCAACGUGAAGAAGCUUGGCCGUGAUUUGGCAAAGUUGGAGAACUUCAAGAAGCAGUUGAUGCAGUCACUUAGUGAUGACAGUCCGUCGCCAACACAAACUGUUGAUAUUAGAGCAUAUGAUCAACAUGCACCAAAGGCAUAUCCUGAUAAAGAUGAAGUGUCAAAUGGAUUUGCCAGCGACAAUUCUUACAAUGGCUCUACCAACAUGAGUACAGCUGAUCAAGCUGCAAAGUCUGCUGGACAAAGAUUCUCCAUAACCCCGUACAUCACACCACGGCUUACUCCAACUGCAACCCCAGAAGUUACAUCUACCAGUGUGUCCCCUAGGAGUUAUUCUACUGCUGUGUCACCUCGGAGAGCCUCUGCUCUGACAUCUCCGACGAAAUCCCAAUAUGAGGGACAACAAACUAGCUUUUCUCCAUGGUAUCCAUCCAGUCAACAGUCUUCGGCAGCAAACUCCCCUCCUCGGGGACGCUCAAUGCCAGCACGGACUCCACGAAUUGAUGGAAAGGAGUUCUUUCGUCAGGCCAGGAGUCGCCUGUCAUAUGAGCAAUUCAGUGCAUUUCUGGCUAACAUCAAGGAACUAAAUGCCCAGAAGCAAACCCGGGAGGAAACUUUAAGGAAAGCUGAAGAGAUCUUUGGGACAGAGAAUAAAGAUCUCUUCUUAUCAUUUCAAGGAUUGCUCAACCGUAGUAGUGCUCACUGAAACUGCCUUAUGCGUAAGGCAUCCAACCUAACUAGGUAUGCUGUUCAUCGGCCACCAUCUUCAAGCUUUAUCCAUCCAUAAAAACUUCACAACGUUCCAAGCUCCAGUUUGCUAAACCUUUUACUGAAUCUAACUUAAGUUGUUGCAUCCUCAUGGCAGGUGGUACAUCGAAACAGCAGUCAGCUCCUUAUGACGAUUCAUUCGAGGAUGCACAAUCAUCGACAGUGACAUGUAUUUCAGCAAGUAGAAGUAGAAUGUUGUUAGGGCUUCACUGAAAUCAUGCAAAUGUUGUAGAUAGUCUUUACUUGGUCAACAUUGUUUUCGUUGUCGAUGAAUGAUUUUUGAUUAAUUGGAAACUUCCAUUUGACAUGAUCUUUUUGAUUUCAACAUUUGCUUCCCCUGAUUAUCCGCAGAGUGGAAUUUCUUGCAUUUGCCCUCCAGACUCCAGUCUUUUGGCUACUAAGAACGGUAAACACAGCAAAUACUAACAAAAUGAGUGUAUUAAUCAUCAGACUACACAGUAAAAAUCCUCUGCUGUACUUCCAUCAAUCAACUACUUAACUACUAUAUCCAUAAGGAACCCCUCCCUUACAAAAUCGAAGCUAGAAAAGAAAGGAUUAACCAGCAAAUCUAGUAGGAACAGAGUCCUUUUUCGAUCGCAGUUUCUUGGCUGAUAUAUGCUUCACGCACAGCAUCCAGCAUCUCGUCAAGCUGGUCGAUGUCCUGCCUGCCUCACAUCAUUGAGAUCGAUUCCAGAUCUCAGCUUUUCCUGCAAACGAGCGCAUAACCUCUCUCAACUCUCAAGCGUGAGUGUGGCUUCACGACCGAAUCCAAAUGGACCAUAAACCAGGAGUUCUUCUCCUUUGCUUUCGCCAAGAGCUCCUUUCGUUUCGCCUCGAGCUCCUUUCGUGAAAAAGAUUGAAGCGCCGAAAUCUAAGAGAGUUAAGGGCUUUCAGACGAUCGAGGAAAGGCGGGAGAUCGUUUCGGUGGUGGGGCUCUGAGAUGUCAUAUUUAUAGUCGGUGUUUUUCAAAACCAGGAAAGCCAACGCGGGCCGCAGGAAUAUCAGCGGCAGGCCCAUGGAAAUUCAGCGGGUAAAGUCCAAUAUGCCUAUCAGAGAGGGCCCAUAAGGAAACCGCUAAAUCCCCUCCGUCAGACCGAAAUGGCCCACCCAUAGCAAAACAGUGCGGACAAACCCACGGGUAGCGAGAAACGGUAUCUAAAAAACGCCGAAACGCGAAACGUUUCGGUUCUCAAAACCAAAAUCGAAACGCGAUAAAUUGACGAGAAAGUGAAAUUGACGAUAUAUCACGAUACGAGAAUAUAGCGCGAUAUUUAGACGAUAUAUUCACUUUUCUGCGAUAUGUUGACCGGGGUGAAAUCUGGUCGUUCUUUCUGGGAGCCCUGUUUGUUUCCCGGCUGCCAGCGAUGAGCGACGGCGACGGACGGGUAUUUCCUUCUCUGGGCUUCACACCUAGACCCCAGAAAGGUAAUUAAGCAUUUACACGCCC